Molecule: messenger RNA, 1659 nt
Organism: Chondrus crispus (carragheen)
Lineage: Eukaryota; Rhodophyta; Florideophyceae; Gigartinales; Gigartinaceae
Exons: 2
Coding region: 1-1101 (366 amino acids)
Biological process (GO): endoplasmic reticulum to Golgi vesicle-mediated transport; intracellular protein transport; Golgi organization
Cellular component (GO): endoplasmic reticulum-Golgi intermediate compartment; Golgi apparatus; endoplasmic reticulum
Source: RefSeq, a predicted model, not a curated record
AUGGAGGCGGGGAGAAAUGAAGCGACACUCACGACCCUGAGGGAGCGAGAGACUCAACGGGUCACGGGGCAUACAGUUGACAUAUCUGGAAUCCAAAUUUCGCUCGAAUUGGAUCACAACGUGGAACACGUGUUCAUCGAGCAAUCAAUCAAGUCGCUCUGGAUCACCAACGCCAGCGAGGACAACUCCAUCCGCCACUUGACCCCCCCCCCCACCAGUUGCCCUUCCAAACUUCCGACAGGCCCAAGCGUUGGGGACAGCCCGCCUUCGCUCCACCCUCGUCUCACAUCCUCUUUGUCUGCCCGCGGCCUCCCUUUCCGUCGCGAGAGUGCACCGCACGGUGCUUGCCCUCGCCUGCCUCUCCCUCGCCUGCCUCUCCCCCGCCUGCCUCUCCCCCGCCUGCCUCUCCCCAUGUCCGCCCCUUGCCACGUCCGCGCGGUCACCGCCCGCGAUAUCGCGGCGGUGUGCGCUUUCUUUCUCCUCCUCCCUUCCAUCGCGGCUAAUUCGCUAACGUUCGAGCUUGGCUUCGGGCAGCGCAAAUGCUUCUCCGAGGAUCUUCCGCCGGACACGCGGACGCUAGGGACGGUGCACGUGUCGUCCGGGCACGGGGACAUGACGCUGGAUCUGUUUGUGGCGGACGGUCGCGGCAAGGUGUACUUCCACCGUGCGAACGUAGACACGGUGAAGUUUUCGUUUGUGACGGGGGCCGGGUCGGCGCACACGCGCGAGUCGUACCGGUUCUGCGUGGUGAACCAGGUGACGGCGCACGCGGUGCGGCCGGCCGCGAACGUGGCGCGGCGCGUGACGCUCGAGGUGGACACGCUGCGGCCGAGCACGGACUCGCCCGCGGCGCGGAUCGCCAAGCAGGACCACGUGGACAAGGUGUACGCCAGCUUUGUGGCGGUGCAGAACGAUAUCGAGGACUUGAUCGAGAAGAUCGAUGAGCUGAGGGAGCGCGAGGAGCAUCUGAAUCGGGCGAACGAGGACACGUCGUCGACGAUUUUUAGGAUUAGCUUCGUCGCUUGCUUGUUUACUAUUAUAACUGGACUACUCAACUUUUUAUCUCUCAAGUCGUUCUUCAAGCGGAAGAAGCUGGCGUGAUUCCCGCACGGGGGAGCGAUCGGGCUCCCCACGUGCAGUCUGCGGUUGCGCCCAGCUGUAAAAAAAAUUCAAACUGCCAUUUCAGUGCAGUUGGACUUGGGGGCGCAGGCGUGGGGAGUUUGCUCUUUGUUCGACAAGUAGGUGCAUCGAUGUGUCGAUGAGGUAGGACGGCAAGAUGUGAGGCGUGGGGCUGAGGCGUGGGGCUGAGGCGUGGGGUUGAUUUUCAAGGGUUGUAAUUUUUUUGGGGGCGUCAUAAUUAUGCUUUUUAAGGCAUUUUUCAGGCGGCGGGGGCGUGCAGGGGGGCGUGCAGUUGAGUGAAGGAGAAGGCGGUCGAAAUGGGAGUGGAGCAAAAAGGAUUGUGCCUAGAUAUUUGCGAGUGAAUAGUGUCGCCGUGCCGGAUUGCACACUCCUUGGUCGGUUCGACCAUUGUUUAGGUUGUUGUUCCUUGUUUUAGUGUUUUAAGUCAAGGCAGCAGGCGUGGAAAUCCACAUCAUUGUUUUGAAAUCAUAGUUUGGAAAUGGUUUUAAAGUCAAGGGCCUUUUGCAUCAUUCCUUGAUA